Molecule: messenger RNA, 1317 nt
Organism: Fusarium subglutinans
Lineage: Eukaryota; Fungi; Ascomycota; Sordariomycetes; Hypocreales; Nectriaceae
Exons: 1
Coding region: 1-1317 (438 amino acids)
Source: RefSeq, a predicted model, not a curated record
AUGCCUCGUCCUCAUUUCUUAAUCCCCGCCUAUCUACCUCCUCUUCACCUUUAUCGACACAUCCUUCGCGAAACAUCGUAUCUCCCUCCAGCAAUACGUCCAGAAAUUACGCACCGUAUUCGCACACGAUUUCGAAGCCAUCGGAAAUAUGAUCGCCACCAAAACAAGCACCGCGCCACUGCGGCCAAUCUUCUGCGUAGAUUGAGGGCAGCAAACAGUGGCAAGCAAACGCUCAUGUACGACUUGAUAAUGGAGGCAUUUGGUAGAACUGGGGCCCGAAGGCGAAGCCUACUUUCGGACUUCAUACAGCUCGAACCUCCCAGCAACUCGGAUGCUUUGGAGGCCUUGAUCCAAGGAGUUGAAGCGGAUGAAAAGCCUGCAGAAACGGUCGAGCUUAAAGCAACUAAGUUGGAAAACGAUUCCUCUCCACCUAAACCAGCCGAAACAACGAUAGAAAGUCGGACUUCUACGAAUUCUUCGGAGGACACGAACGACACCCCAAGCAAUGGAGAAGAACCGAAAGCGAAAGCACAUCUGUUAAGAAAAGGACCAAAGCCUCUGCAGCCAGCAUUCUAUGAGAAGUGGGACAUCGAGAAACUCCAAAAACUCCUCCGCAGUCAAAGGGAUCUACAGCAAUCAACAGGGCUAUCUUGGCCUCAUAGAAAUAUCAGAAGCCUCCGAACCGAUUCAGAGGUCCCUAGUCAAACCAUCUGGGGGAGACCACCCACCCCAAAUAUAUAUCAAGCUAAGCGACAAAGAUUCUGGAAGCGCGCUUCAAACAAAACGAUGCCACCACUUGGAAAAGAUGAAUGGGAUCUUUUAGGCCGACUCAGCGGCGGCGCUCAACAGGAAGAUCAGUGGAAAGUCCCGGAAAGACGACCUGUUGCGAAGCCCUCACGCGGUGCCACUCCUCAGUCUGAUACCUGGGAUUGGGAGGGCUAUGCUUCUCGGCCGGCCUCUCAGGUUGAGCGUACGAGUCCGCUUUCCCCUUAUGCUUUGGUAGGACGGGAUAUGGAAAAGCAUCCAUAUCAACCAAGGUUCAAUGAUGAGGAGUAUUCGCCCAGAUGGUUUAGGCGUGCUUAUCAACGAGUCUGGCAGAUUACCCCGAAGAUGGAUCCAAAUUCAAAGCCAGGCAGGCUCAAGUUCAUAUGGGGUGCUUUAACAACCCCCGCGGUCCCCCCUACAAAAGCGCAACUGGCUAUUUUCGAGGGCGUCGAUAGAAAGGGUAAACGGCCAGUACCCGCCUCCCGAUCUCAACGAGAGCCAUAUUCACAACCAAGGACUGCGCCCGACCCUGUUGAACGCAGAAAGUCAUAG